AUGUCGAAUAGCGCAUUCACCCACGACACCCGGAAUGGCAACCUGGCCGCCCCCCGAGACUCCCUAGAACUCGCCUCGCUCGCGUCCUCCUCGGCCGUCUCUGUCCCAGGGUCCUCGCGCUCCUCCUCCCCCGAUGGAAUAUCCUCCUCGCGCAAACUCUCCCUCGAAGAUGAGGAUCCCCUCGCCGGCGAAGAACGGGACUUUUACCUAGAAACAGGCCGCCAACGCCCUUUACGCUCCUACUCGGUCUCGUCCGCCUUUGAUUUUGGCCGGAACUUGUUCCCUUUGUCGCAAACGCAAGCUGGAUAUGCUCCGCUCGGAACAUCGUCGGCGCUGGAUCGACAAGGAGCGGACGGUUCGUUGGAACGGAAUAAGACCUUGACAUAUUUGAAUGGCCUGUCUCUGAUUGUCGGGUUGAUUAUUGGAUCGGGCAUUUUCUCUUCGCCUAGUCAGGUCAAUGCGAACGCAGGGUCGCCCGGUGCGGCGCUCAUCGUGUGGGCUGUGGCGGGUCUGUUGGCGUGGACUGGAGCUGCGAGCUAUGCCGAGCUGGGAGGCGCCCUUCCUCUGAAUGGAGGUGCUCAGGUUUAUCUGUCCAAGAUCUUUGGCGAGCUGCCGGGCUUCCUCUUCACGUGGUGCGCGGUGCUGGUCUUAAAACCCGGGUCCGCGGCGAUUAUCUCGAUUAUCUUUGGCGAGUAUAUUGUGCGUGCAUUUGUGGGUGCCGAUGUGGAACAUGUCAAUCCAUGGAUUAAUAAGGGCGUUGCGCUGGGCGGGUUGCUGACCGUCACUCUGUUCAACUGCAUUUCUACUAAGAUUGCGACUCGAAUUGGUGAUCUCUUUAUGUUUUUCAAGUUUGUCGCCUUGCUUGGUGUUACGAUUACCGGUAUCGUGGUCGCUGUGACUGGCCUUUCGUCCAAGGGAAGUGCCAACCAGGAAUGGAAGACCCAUGGCUGGUUCGAGGGGACGAAUACGGAGAUCUCGGACUUUGCCGUGGCUCUGUAUGCAGGGCUAUGGGCUUUUGACGGAUGGGACAAUACAAACUAUGUCACUGGCGAAUUCAAGAAUCCCAGUCGGGAUCUGCCACGAGUAAUCCAUACAGCAAUGCCGUUGGUCAUUCUAUGCUAUCUCAUGGCCAACGUCUCCUACUUCCUGGUCCUCCCCCACGAAACCAUCGAAGCAAGCAACACCAUUGCCGUCCAAUUCGGCGGCAAAGUAUUCGGCCCCGUCGGCGCUCUGAUUCUCGCCCUCGUCCGGCCGUCUCGUCUACGCCGCUGCCAAAGAAGGCUACCUCCCUCACUCUUCGGCCGCAUCGGCCUAGGCAAUUCCUCUUCUCCAGCUCCCCCAGCCGCAAGCCGUCUUCGCCGACGAUCAUGGGCAAGCCGAUCCUUGUCACGAGUCUUUGGCGACGAAUCUCGCCUCGGCUUCACCCCCAUCAACGCUAUGGCAUUCAACACCGCCCUGACCAUGGUCUACAUCGGCGUCGGCGAGUUCAGCACCCUAGUGACAUUCUACGGCGUCGCAGGCUACACAUUCUACUUCAUCACCGUGCUAGGCCUAAUUGUCCUACGCAUUCGCGAGCCACACCUCGAACGCCCAUAUCGCACAUGGAUCACCACGCCAAUUAUCUUCUGCUGCGUGAGUUUGUUCCUCCUCAGCCGCGCCGUUAUCGCAGAGCCCCUCCAGACUCUGAUCGUUGUGGGCUUUAUCAUCACUGGUAUUCCGGUAUACUACUGGCGUAUCUACCAGCGAGAUGGGUCCACGGGUAUCUCGGGCUGGAAAUUCUGGAAAUGGCGCUCGCGGUAG
Penicillium daleae is the source of this 1800-nucleotide messenger RNA. Its product is annotated as putative amino acid transporter. The transcript is spliced from 3 exons. Gene Ontology annotation, biological process: amino acid transmembrane transport. Gene Ontology annotation, molecular function: L-amino acid transmembrane transporter activity. NCBI's taxonomy places the organism in Eukaryota, Fungi, Ascomycota, Eurotiomycetes, Eurotiales, Aspergillaceae. The record is from RefSeq and is a predicted model, not a curated record. Bases 1 to 1800 code for a protein of 599 amino acids. Gene Ontology annotation, cellular component: membrane.